Juglans microcarpa x Juglans regia is the source of this 1314-nucleotide messenger RNA. Its product is annotated as heat stress transcription factor B-3-like. Gene Ontology annotation, biological process: regulation of transcription by RNA polymerase II. The record is from RefSeq and is a predicted model, not a curated record. Gene Ontology annotation, cellular component: nucleus. Lineage: Eukaryota; Viridiplantae; Streptophyta; Magnoliopsida; Fagales; Juglandaceae. Gene Ontology annotation, molecular function: DNA-binding transcription factor activity; RNA polymerase II cis-regulatory region sequence-specific DNA binding.
UUCAACCAUUAGCUUCUUGAGAGAGAGAGAGAGAAAAUUAAGGAAAGGGGGAAGCCCUUGCAUUUCUCAUGAACUGCAGAGUCGUUUUGGGUUUCUAUUGUUGGGGUUGGGAGUUCUUAACUGCAUGCCCUUCUUCUCUUCUCCGCUUAUCAUUCUUAACCUUCUUCUUCUUCUUCUGGUACUUGAAGUAAGAAAUUAAGAUCAAAAUCCUCUAAUCUUCUAGUCCUCUCUGAUCUUUCUCUCUCUCUCUCUCUCUCUCUCUCUCUCUCUCUCUAGCUCAAAAGUUCCAUCAAUAAUUAUAUUAUAUUAAUGGUGGAGGGCGGUGUGUGUGAAAAGGGUUUGUUAAUGGAAUAUGUGAGGAAGUCAAGUCCACCACCAUUCUUGCUGAAGACGUACGUACUGGUGGAGGAUCCGGCGACGGACGAGGUGAUAUCGUGGAACACGGAGGGAACGGCGUUUGUGGUGUGGCAGCCGGCGGAGUUUGCCCGUGAUCUCCUCCCCACACUUUUCAAGCAUAGCAACUUCUCCAGCUUUGUCCGCCAGCUCAAUACCUAUGGUUUUCGGAAAAUUGCGACAAACCGGUGGGAGUUUUACAACGACCUGUUCAGAAAGGGUGAGAAAGAGUUACUAUGUGAUAUCCGUCGAAGAAAACCGUGGGUCAGCAAGCAACAUGAAGUGAUACUGAAUCAAGACCAUGCAGACUACUGUGAUGAAGAUCAAAGAUCUUCAUCGACUUCAUCAUCGUGGUAUGGUACUCUUGUCGACGAAAACAAACGUCUCAAGAAGGAGAAUGUGGACUUGAAUUCCGAGCUUAAAAGCAUGAAAAAGAAGUGCAAUGAGCUUCUUGAUUUGGUGGCUAAGUAUGCAAAAUCAGAGAAAGAAGAAGAUGAUGAAGAUGAAAGGGCGCCCAAGUUGUUUGGAGUGAGACUGCUGGAAGUCCAAGGAGAUAAGAGGAAGAGGAGGGAGAUGCUGAAGAGAAAAAGGGCAGAGAUUAGUGAAAGCGCAAGCAUUUUGCUUUCUCAAUCAUGCAAAUAAAUAAAUGAAUUAAAGUGGUAUUAGGCUAUUAGCUACUUAAAAAGUAAGUGGCUUUUAGAACAUACAGAAUAUGUUAGUGAGAAAAAGAAGAAGAAAAAUAGCUUAGACUAAGGCACUAUAUAUGUCUAAUCAUGUAUUAUAGAGCUAGCAAACGAACUAUGAAGACAGUUCAAGCAGCAUAUGUAAGUAAAUUUGAUUAAACGGGCACAAGCCUGUUAUAUAUAAACGUUUAUGGUUUGAAAUGUGACACGUCUCUCUCAAUCUGUUGAUGAUAACUCA